This is a messenger RNA of Camarhynchus parvulus, 3657 nucleotides long. It is a transcript of the gene TCP10L2, whose product is annotated as t-complex 10 like 2. Gene Ontology annotation, cellular component: centrosome; nucleus; centriole. The record is from RefSeq and is a predicted model, not a curated record. Lineage: Eukaryota; Metazoa; Chordata; Aves; Passeriformes; Thraupidae. Gene Ontology annotation, biological process: cilium assembly; centriole elongation. Gene Ontology annotation, molecular function: tubulin binding.
AUGUGCUCUGCUUGGCAAAGCAGAUCCCUGGAGCUCAUGCCAAAUGAGAGCAGGUCAGAAAUCUCAGGACAACACAUGCAGCUUCCAGAUUCAGGGAUAAGCACUGAACCAUUGCUCCAGUCUACAGAGAGCACCACAUAAAAACUUUACAAAUAAGAUGCUCAAGAAGAGAACAGAAAAGAAAAGGAAGAUAGCAGUCAAUUAAAAGAAAGGGAUUUCUCUGAAACUUUUUCUGCUGCUAAAAAAGAACAAGGAGAACAACUAAAGGAGGAGAUUUCUUCAUCUCACUUUGGCAUAGAGGGGAAGAUGAAGACUGGAAAUAUAGAAGCCAGAGAAGGAAGACAGAGACCUCCAGAGCAGAAGGCUGGGAAGAUGAGGCGGAACCAUAUGUAUGUCUGGAGCAAGCCAAAAAUAACACCUCCAAAGGUUUUUCUGAAAUGAAGAGAGGACAUGACUAGGCUCAGAAAAAUUAAACAGAAGCUUUUAAAAGAAGACAGCAAACAUUCCAGAAGAGCUGGUUUGAAUUACUGGGGUAAUUUCUCCCAGUUUGACCGAGUGAACAGAGGCAUACUGCAGCCAGGGGAAUGCUCUCAGCUAAAUCUGCAGAUCAGUAGCUCCAUGCAGAUGGAUACACAUGAAAAAAAAGCAGACUGGGCUUUGGCUGACAGGGAGAGAAAGGUUAAGACUGACUGUGAAACAAAAGUAGUUGGGCAAAGUGCAGAAUAAAAAUUACUGUUUGCGGGAGAUGAAGACUCAAAGGCAAAUCUUGGUGACUCACCACAGAGAAGAUGGCCUGAAAUUCUGCAACCAUGUCCCAAAACAGUGACAGACACAAACCUACAAGUAGGUGAGGAAAUGGAACAUCUCUUGAAUCCUCUAGGAAAAGCAGGCAAAACUGCUGGAAGAUCUGUGGAGGGUACUCUGCAAAAGGACCUAGGUAGGUUGGAUCAGCCUCUGGAAGGUCAUCUCAUAGAGGGAGCAAAAACCCCCUAGGAAGUCCUACAGAGGCAUUUUCCACUCCAGGAUGUAGAUACAGAUCACAUCCAGGAGUCAGAGUGGAGUGCAGGUCCUGCAUUCACAUACGGUUAGAAGUGGGUUCAGGUCUGCCCACAGGAAGUUGUUGUGGGGAGCCAGAACUCAAAAACCCAAAGGCAAAUCUGUACUCGGUUUAAGAUGGUAAAUGACAAGAUAAUAUCAAUUACUUGUAGCUCACCUGAGGCUGUGGAGAAGGGAAGCUUAUCCUCAACCUUGCAGUAAGAGUGGAAAAGGAAGGGAACAGUUUUAUCGACACAGCAAGUUUCAUUGUCCUGUGAGUCAAGCUGCUUACCCACAAGAAGGGAUGAUGACCCCAAAUCUCCCCAUGCUCAAUAUCCCUCCCAGCAUGUGCCUCAGGGAGUAGAUCACAGACAUUUGGAUCUUUCUGAUGGUGAUUAUGCUAGUGAUAAACCCAGUGGAACAGAAAAAAUCUCUGUUAGGAAAUACAGCAGAUCACCAUCAAGAAAACAAUCUAUUCACACAAUUUCAGGUCAACAAGAUGUCUCCUGCAGCAGAAGCAACAGUGAUUCUACUGCUGGAGCUGCUGGUCUGAAAGGGAGCAAGGCUCGCUCUUCUUUUCAGCAGUUCCUAUUUCAUCUCGCAAGAUUGAAAAGGAGAGAGCAUGAGCUUGAGUCAAAGAAUGGGAAUAGGGCCAGCAAUGUUAAAAGCUUACAUCUGCCAUCUUCAAGAGUGGAGAUUCCUACUUUCAAAAUUAAAGAAACCCCUGAAGUGGAGGAACUACAGCAAAAAACCUGUUUGCAGACCUGUUAGGUUCUGUGUAUUAUCAUAGAUACCUGUCCAGAAGAAACCUGGAACAUCCUUAGCAGAGGAUUAGAGACUGAUGUACACCACAGAAAAAUCCCUUCACUGACUGUGGUGAGAGAAGAACAUGAGGAAGCAACACAUUUUUGCAGAAAAUUAAUAGACCAGCUCGAGACUGUCAGGAGCCAGGAGUUGACUCACCCUUUGAAACACGAUAGAGACCAAGCUCACUUACUGUAGAAAGAAAAAAUUGCCCAGAGCAAGUUCAAAGGAACAGCUAGAGUCACUGGAGACCAUGUGAAAUCAGAAGAAAUGCAAAUAUUAAAACAGCAGAUUGCUGGACUGCAGGAGGAGUUCAAGAGAACUGAGUCCUACUGGCAUGCUGCCUGCAGCAAACUGAGAGACCAGGUUGAGUUGCUGACCAGGCAGAAUAUGGAGCUUUGAGUUGAGCUCAGAGUUUCAGAACAUCAGAGACGGAAAGCAGAAAAAAAACCCCAAAGCUAUAACUUCCAUGGACAGAAAAUCAGGCCCCCUGAAGCUAUUCUGUGAGGGACAGCAUCUUCAUCCACACCAGAAGAAAGUUCAUGGAGAGAUAAUCACAAGAGCCACAUGGUCUCUCACAUGGGGCUGAAGACAUCUUUGCAAAAACACUUCCUCAGAGAUGUGAAUAAUAAAGACAUAAAUAGCUCUGUACAAAAAGGUGAUCCUUUGAGAUCAGUGACAAAGGAACAUCAAGAAGAGAAAACAUCUAAUUGCUCCAUUGGUAGAAACACAGCACCAGCUGGCAGGAGGACCCUUCAUCAGGAAAGACUUUUGAAACAGAAAAAGUAAGCCAGCAGCAAGGUUGUACGUCAGCCCUCUCCUACUGGAAGAAGAUAUAAUGGUAGGAAGUCACCUGGAGCUCUCUCACAUCUGAGUGUGUGUUUCAAGGAGCUCAGCUCACCUUCCUGUGUAAAAGGAAAGAUCUGGAUACUUUUGCCCAUUUCAUAUAGCUCAGAAGACACCUUCCUCUCACAUAACUACAGGAAGGACACUUGCACCUUUGCAUCCUGCAAGAACAAUGAAGAAACAGAGGAAGGAGAAGAAGCUCUUAAAAAGACAGGAAAAUUGCUAAGAGCUCAGAAUAAAGUGACUUUUGUGACCCCACACAAGAGAAAUGGCAUAGCUGCAUAUGACAACAAAGUAUCUACAGACAGUCCUCCUGCUUUUCUGGAUGAUGAAGUAAAAUCUCCAAAAUCAAUAUUAUCUAGAAGGUCAAAGUUACAUCAAUAAAGGAGAAAGCAUGGGGAAGAGGUGCAGGAAAAAAUAGAGUAUCAUGAUGGAAAGGUAGAAGAGGAGCUUUCUGAUGGACACCGAAUCCUCACUUUCCAUGAUGGUACUUAAAAGGAGAUUGGGUCUGAUGAAAGCAUGACAACAAUCAGCUUUUCCAAUGGAGAUGUAUUGAAGAUCAUGCCAGAUCAGAGGGCGAUUUAUUAUUAUGCAGAUGCACAGACAACUCAUACUGCUUAUCCAGAUGGCCUGGAGAUGCUGCAGCUCCCUAAUAAUCAGAUAGAAAAACAUCACCCUGAUGGCGCAGAAAUUGUGUUCCCAGAUCACACAGUGAAAUGCCUCUACAGUGAUGGACUGAAGGAAACUUCUUUCCCAGAUGGCACAGUGGUAAAUGUAGAAAAGAACAGAAAUAAACUAGUGCUAUACAGUGAUGGCCAAAGGGAGAGUCACACUGCACAGUUCAGGAGGAGGGAGUACCUGGAUGGCACCAUGAAAACUCUGCUCUGCAACAGCAGACAGGAAACCAAGUUCUCCACUGGACGACUCCAAAUCAAAGAUGAGGAGGGUAAUCUCAUCCUAGAUAAGAGGUGA